AUUAUUAUUAUUAUGUAAUUUCCAAUGCCCGUGAUUGGAAAUGUUAUAUGAAAACCUAAUGAAGUCCCAUAAAGUCACAAUAUGAACUAUGAAGUUCAACUAAGUCCAUGUAGUUUGAUGAAGUCUGGUGAUAUUCAAUGAAGUUUAAUGAAUUCUGUUUAAAUGGAUUGAAGUUACUAAAGUCAUAUGCAAUCAUCAUUUAACUUUAACAUUUAAUUUUUAGUACAAACAAAUGUAUAAAUUUAAUGAUUAUUUUUGUUGUACAUUCUUUUGAAACGGAGUUGUUUAAAGUAAAGUAUACACCUCUGGAUUAAUGCUCGUCUUAGUCUUGGACUGAUUGCAUACCUCACUUCUUACAGUUUGUUAGUGACUGAAAAUGAGUCAAAACUUUUCUGUUCACGACCUACCCAUGUAGGUACCGUUUUAUCUACUUUAUCUCACAUAAUAACAUUUAUUUUGCGAAUUAAAACUCGGUAUAAACAAUAAAAUAAACCAACACCAUUUGAAUUUUGAAACUUAACUCUUUAAGCUUGACGUUAUCUUUAGUUGACGCCAGGAUUUAUAGUAUUUCAUCUGACUUUUUUUGUUAAUUAAAAGACUUAAUUAUAUCGGAUUUAUGCUUUAAAUAUUAAGCAUGUUUAAAGUUGAGUGCUUAAUAAUAGAAUUGGGUAUAUGACGCUUUUCUGAAAACUAAUUAAUUAAAAUAGUUGUUUGAUACAUUAUAAACACACUGUCAAUAUAUUACAUGAGAAUCUGUUCUAUUUUCGAUGAAUAUAAUUUUAAAAUCUACAGAUUAUAAGAAAUAAACUUUUAUUAGAUUAUUAUCUAACAUGAUGAUAAUAAUACGCAACUUAUUUUUAUAGUGUCAAAUACCCAUAAUGAUAAAAAUAUUAAUUAUAAAUUCGCGUUUCGGGUAUUUUCCCUUGUAGCUUAACACUUAGGUAUGCACUUUCUUAAUGUAGCUAAUAUUCGGUUGUUUCGUCCUUAUUUUAAAACGAUCGAAUACAAAUGUAAUACAUUCAUUAUAUAGUGAUAAAAAAAUGAAUAAUCAUUAAUCGUCUCCCGUUUAACUAAUAAUUUCAUUUAUUUUAUUCUGGUAACACUAAUGACAGCUGUUUGGUUCGGCUACGAUUACGUUUCAAUUUAGUAAACGUUCGUUUGAUAAUUGACGUUAGCAGAAUGCAAAUUUACAGCAAAAAUCGAAACGUAACCGUUACAGAAACGCUAUUGACGAUCGAUCGUUGUAAAUUAGUAGAAUUGGCCCCCUGGUUAAACCGCCCCUGAUCAUAAGCCGCUACUAUAUUAUACAGAAUGUGAUAAAUAUAUAGUAGACUAGAUUUAUUAUCACACCAAGACCCGAUACGAAUUAAGGUGACUGUGCCAAUUAAAACUUGUGCAAUUUAAUUGUAAUAAGGCCCAAAAGUUUGAACAGAAACAAAACGAUAAUAAUAAUAAUCGAAUUCGGUUUUAUUUUUCGGAUGUCUAACUAGAUAUGGAAGUUACUAGAUAUCAUUGUUUCAUAGUAAUAGGAAUAGUAGUAUUGGGCCUUACUAUGCGAAUCUUAACUGCCGCAGGUAUUUCCCUUAGAAAAGUUCUUUAAAUUGACUCAAAUAAAAAUCUUAUCCGAGAUCUCAAAAAUAAUGUCUUUAAAAUCAGUAUGUUACUGCUAAAAAUAGAGACCUUAAGAGUAAAUUAUUAUUAUGUUAUGUUACAGAUCGGUGUCAACAUGGGACGUCGAUAAUAAAGAAAUGUUGAUUCACCAAUUGGACGACCCCACAUUAGAGCACUUCUCAUACUACGAUAUUCUUAAAGCGUUCAGUAUCCAAGCUGAUUACUGGUUGAAUUACCACGACCGGUUCCCGGACGGACACAUCAUUGUAAUCGACAUAAAAGACUACACACUCAAAAUCAUACCGAAGUGCAACGUUAUGUUCUUCAGAGAUUUCUUAAUGUUUUUGCUAGAGGGCAUGCCUGUUCGUGUGAAGCAAGUACAUCUGGUCAACUGUCCAAGUUACGUGGACAAGCUAUUCGCCCUUGUCAAGCCGGUGCUACCUACAGAAAUCUGCAACAUUAUUAAGUUCCACGAAAACUCUGCAGGACUCUUGAAAGCAAUAGGCAAGCAGUAUCUUCCCACGGAGUAUGGGGGUGAUGCUGGCAGUAUGAAGGAACAGCACAUGCAGUGGGUCGAAAAAUUAGAAGAAAUGAGAAAAUCAUUCCAAAAUGACAACUUAUGGAAAUCAGAUCUUAAGAAGAAACCAAAAAGCGGAACAGUGGAAAUGAGCGGUUCAUUUAAAACUCUGUGUAUAGAUUAAUAAAAAUAUUUACUUUGAUUAAAAUUUGAUUUAAGUUUU
This is a messenger RNA of Diatraea saccharalis (sugarcane borer), 2351 nucleotides long. Lineage: Eukaryota; Metazoa; Arthropoda; Insecta; Lepidoptera; Crambidae. The record is from the annotation of a GenBank genome assembly.